Molecule: messenger RNA, 1534 nt
Organism: Hymenoscyphus albidus
Lineage: Eukaryota; Fungi; Ascomycota; Leotiomycetes; Helotiales; Helotiaceae
Source: the annotation of a GenBank genome assembly
GUACGCACCACCAACUCGAUACCAACGCUCCAAGUAUCAAGCAAACCGAAAGUAGCUUUCCAUACCUCUUGAGUUCCUGGUUUCAAUAUCCGAAUACUGAUAAAACACCACAAUAAAUAAUGCAUCAACUAUCCUUAAAGGAAAACGGAAAGCAGCUCUGCGGUACAAAUAUCCUUUCUCUUCCACGGGAAACUCGGGAUCUAAUCUAUACUUAUUGCCUCACAUCUACAAGCCCAAUCGUAGUAUGGUCAGGACAAAUCAACUAUACACCAGUUCAGACCGAACCUCCACUGCCCGCUUCCGAUGAUGAGCUAGAUUCUUUUUGGGCGGCUCCAAAGUUCAUUACCGAGCGAGCUGAGCGCAUUAUUGAUUUUCAUACCAUGGCAUCAAGCAAGCGGAACAUAGCCCGUGGACUCCUUCGAUGUCAUCCUGUCAUCUCCGGCGAAGCAGCAGCAAUAUUUUACCGGAUGAAUACAUUCUCCUUCGUGGGUUACCACAGCUGGUACCCCAUCAACUCAUGGCUUCAAGUCAUCGGCUCGCAGAACCGAGGAUACCUAACCUGUCUCGAAAUCGAGAUGCAUGCGCCCAUGCAUGUAAAGCAGAAAAGCGAUGGAGCGCGAGUUGAUGCCCCGAUUAAUUGUCCUUGGACUCGGUACGAAAUUGUUUCGCAGCGUCAUCCACGUCUAUAUCUCCCGAAAGAAGGGCCCAUCGAAGGAAUAGUGGAAAACAUCAACCCAGCAAUCGAAUGUUUCUUCAAGAUUUUGGGCUCGGAAGGACUGAAUUUGAAGGUGACUCUCUUGACUCAUGCUUGGUUCCCAGGCUCUCAGCCAAGAAGAGAGGAGGAACGUGUAUGUCCUGAGUCCAGUUGGUUUGGCAUGGAUUUGCCGAUUUUGAUUGAGAUUUUUCGUCGUCUUUAUACCAUGAACGGGGGCGGAAGACCGCGGAUUGAUGUUUUGGUAAGCUUCUCAGUCGCAUUCCCAACCUUUCUUAUUGUCUCGUCCCUUUUCUUGUUCUAUCUUAACCCAACAAUUCUUGAAAAACGAGGAAGUUGACAUCGGGGAUUAUUUUAGUGGAAGGCGUCUUUACUCGCCCGUCUCUAUGCUAAAAAGAAGCGUGAAAUUGAAGCUCCUGGUUGGCAGAUUGUAAUGGAACAUGAAAGGGUUGAGGAUUUUAAGACAGUUAGAUUGGAAAAUUAUCCAGAGAUUAACUACCCUAUGCCGCAUAUGGUUGAUAUCACUAUGAUAAGAGAAGGUAUUGGAGGGGAGUACGUUGUUGCAGAAGGACCGUAUCCCUAUUCUGACUUGGGAAGAUAGAGCGUGGGGCUGAGGCAUAAGAAUGGGGGUCACAUAGUGUUCGUCAACUACGUAGUGUUAUUCUUUGGCGUCAUUUAACACAAGGAUAUCGUGUUUUGUCUGAACACCAUGAAGUCUCAAGCGAAAUUGCCGUUGUCAACCAUAUCCUCAAAAUGGGCAGUUUCUUCUUCUCUUAUGUAUUGGCUAUGAGAGGUUUGAAGUUGCCAGAGCAUGCUUGUCUA